Drosophila mojavensis is the source of this 927-nucleotide messenger RNA. RefSeq names its product cuticle protein 16.5. The coding region runs from base 45 to 926 and encodes 293 amino acids. The record is from RefSeq and is a predicted model, not a curated record. NCBI's taxonomy places the organism in Eukaryota, Metazoa, Arthropoda, Insecta, Diptera, Drosophilidae. The transcript is spliced from 4 exons.
CUUUUCAAGUGGCAACUCCAAAGAGCAAUCAGAAAUCCCUCAACAUGUUCAAAUACGCCGUUGUCCUCUGCGCUCUGAUUGCCUGCGCCGCCGGCAAACCAGGAUUGCUGCACGCACCGCUCGCUGCUCCUGCCGCCCUCCUGGCUGCCCCUGCACCUGUCAUAACUGCGACCAGCAGCCAAGUGGUGGCCAGGAACUUCAAUGGCAUUGCCACCGCUCCAUUGAUUGCUCAGGUUCCAGUCGCUCCAGUUGCUCCAGUUGCCAGGGCUGUGGCGUCUCUUGCUGCUCCUCUAGCAGCACCCAUCGCUGCUCCUCUGGCUGCUCCUCUGGCUGCUCCUUUGAUUUCUAGGUACGCAGCUGCUCCCCUGGCUGCUCCAUUCUACUCCAGGUAUGCAGCAGCUCCCCUGGCUGCACCUCUGAUUGCCAAGUACGCUGCUGCUCCCCUGGCAGCUCCACUGUACGCCAGAUACGCCGCUGCUCCUUUGGCACCGCUGAGCUAUGCUGCUGCUCCAGCGCCACUAAUCCUCAACAUGUUCAAAUACGCCGUUGUCAUCCUCGCCGUCGUCGCCGCCGUCUCUGCCAAGCCUGGUCUGCUCCUGGGCAGUCCGUUGGCCUACAGUGCACCAGUUGUGGCUGCUGCUCCUGCUGCAGUGGUUGCUGCUCCAGCUCCUUACGUGACUGCCACCAGCAGCCAGGUCAUCGCCCGCAACUACAAUGGCAUCGCCGCUGCUCCAGUGAUCGCUGCUGCUCCAGUUGCUGCUCCAGUCAUCGCCAAGUAUGCUGCUGCUCCUUUGGCAGCUCCAGUUGCUGCUCCAGUCAUCGCCAAGUACGCUGCUGCCCCAUUGGCAGCUCCUCUGGCUUAUAGCAGUCCCCUGGCCUACAGUUCGCCUUUUGCUUAUGCUGCCCGUGCUCCAGUUCUUUUGUAAA